AUGUUUGAUAAGGAGCUCUACGAGAAGUUCUGCGGGUUCAUCAAAGACAGAAACAUGUACUACAUCGACCCCAAUAUCCUUCGGCGGUUAACUGCGCACCACAAGCUUUCCUAUGCGGAACUAGUUGGCCCUCAGAAAGUGCAGUGGUUUGUGAGCCACUGGUGGGGCACGAGAUUCCAAGUCUACUGCAUGGCACUGCAACGGCAUGCAAAAGCUGUCUGUGAGACGGCAGAUGACGCUAUUUGGGGAGCUACGAGCUACUGGAUCUGCACUUUCUCGAACAACCAGUACCAGAUCAAAGAGGCACCUGCAUGA
Molecule: messenger RNA, 315 nt
Organism: Symbiodinium pilosum
Lineage: Eukaryota; Dinophyceae; Suessiales; Symbiodiniaceae
Source: the annotation of a GenBank genome assembly